CAAAGCACAAGCUGGCGGCAACCGCAGCCCCCGAGCUGAGGGGCGGGGCCGGGGGCGGGGCCGCGGCCCGGUUCGCGGACUCCUGGUGGCCAUGGUAACGCGUCAACACCCAGGGCCUGGGUGCCGGCGGCAGAAGCGGCGGCUGAGAUGCCGUUAAGCACAGCUGGCCUCUUGAGCGCCUCUUCUGACACUUCGGAGCCGUCCAGGAAUAGGGCUCGCUAUCGGACCAAAGCUGUGAACUCUGAGGUGGACGAGAGCCUCUUCGGAUGUAUCAAGCCUCUGACCCAGGCAGAGAAUGACAGCCCCAUCGUGCUGCUCCGAGAUAAGCACACCCUCCGGAAAACUCUCACUGCCAUGGGCUUGGACCACAAGCCAGAGACCAUUCAGCUCAUCACCCGGGACAUGGUCCGAGAGCUCAUUGUUCCCACAGAGGAUCCCUCAGGGCAGUCGCUAAUCAUCAGCCCAGAGGAGCUGGAGCGAAUCAAAUGGGCAUCUCACGUCCUGACCAGGGAAGAGCUCGAGGCCAGGGAGCAGGCCUUCAGGAAGGAGAAGGAAGCCGUUUUGGACGCAGUGACCACGCGCAAGAAGAUCAUGAAGCAGAAGGAGAUGGUGUGCAGGAACAACAAGAAGCUCAGUGACCUGGAGGAGGUGGCCAAGGAGCGGGCCCAGAACCUGCUGCAGAGAGCCAACAAGCUGCGGAUGGAGCAGGAGGAGGAGCUCAAGCACAUGAACAAGAUCAUCCUCAAUGCCAAGUGCCACGCCAUCCGGGAUGCCCAGGUCUUGGAGAAGCAGCAGAUACAAAAAGAAUUGGAUGCAGAAGAGAAGCGAUUGGAUCAGAUGAUGGAAGUGGAGCGGCAGAAAUCUAUUCAAAGGCAGGAGGAACUGGACCGGAAGAGGAGAGAGGAACGAAUCCGAGGAAGACGGCAUAUCGUGGAGCAGAUGGAAAAGAACCAAGAGGAGCGGUCGCUGCUAGCCGAGCAGCGGGAGCAGGAGAAGGAGCAGAUGCUGGAGUACAUGGAACAGCUCCAAGAGGAGGAUCUGAGGGACCUGGAGCGGAGGCACCAGCAAAAACUGAAGAUGCAAGCCGAGAUUAAGCGCAUCAACGAUGAAAAUCAGAAGCAGAAAGCAGAGCUGCUGGCUCAGGAGAGGCUGGCGGACCAGAUGGUGAUGGAGUUUACCAAGAAGAAGAUGGCACGAGAAGCAGAGUUUGAGGCCGAGCAGGAGAGAAUCCGGAGGGAGAAAGAGAAGGAGAUCACCCGUCUGAGGGCCAUGCAGGAGAAGGCCCAGGAUUACCAGGCGGAACAGGAUGCCUUGCGGGCCAAGCGCAACCAGGAGGUUGCAGACCGAGAGUGGCGCAAAAAGGAAAAGGAAAAUGCGCAGAAGAAGAUAGAGACAGAGGCCACGCUGCGGAAAACUCGACUGGAGCAGGUGGCUUUCAAGGAGCACACCCUGGCGGUCCAGGUGCAGCGGGACCGAGACGAGUUCGAGAGGAUUCUUCGGGCUCAGAGAGAGCAGAUCGAGAAGGAGCGUCUGGAGGAGGAGAAGAAGGCCACGGGGCGCUUACAGCAUGCCAACGAGCUCCGGCGCCAGGUGCGCGAGAACCAGCAGAAGCAGGUGCAGAGCCGCAUCGCCACCUUCGAGGAGGGCCGGCGCCUCAAAGAGGAGGCGCAGAAGCGGCGUGAGCGCAUUGAGGACAUCAAGAAGAAGAAACUGGAAGAGCUGAGAGCCACGGGCCUUCCUGAGAAGUACUGCAUUGAAGCUGAACGCAAGGCUAACAUCCUGCCGGCUACCUCUGUGAACUGAGUGGGAGCCUCCAUCGCGGGGCAGAUUCUGCCCUGUCUCUGGGUGUCCACAAUUGCUGCUAACCUAGACAUUUCACAGUUACAGAUUAAAUCUAUUCUACUUCUCUA
Molecule: messenger RNA, 1910 nt
Organism: Oryctolagus cuniculus (rabbit)
Lineage: Eukaryota; Metazoa; Chordata; Mammalia; Lagomorpha; Leporidae
Gene: CFAP45
Product: cilia and flagella associated protein 45
Source: RefSeq, a predicted model, not a curated record